AUGAAGCUAGCAAAAUAAGACAAGGAACACCAACCAAUGCCAGCGGCGGCGCUGCCGCGCGGCGUCCAGGCGGUGCUGGUCACCUCCGGCCAACUCCGCAACCUCGACCCGCAGCUCCAGGUGCCCCCGCUCCUCCUCGCCAACACCCUCAUCGCCGCCUUCUCCCGCGCCGCGCUCCCUCGCCUCGCCUUCCCGCUCCUCCGCCACCUCCUGCGCCGCGCCCGCCCCUUCCGCCCCGACGCCUUCACCUUCCCGCCGCUCAUCCGCGCGGCCCCGGCCCACGCCUCCGCGGCGCAGCUCCACGCCUGCGCGCUCCGGCUCGGCCUCCUCCGCCCCUGCGUCUUCGCGUCGGGCUCCCUCGUGCACGCCUACCUCCGCUUCGGCCGCGUGGAGGAGGCCAGCACGGUGUUCGACGAAAUGCCCCUGCGGGACCUGCCGGCCUGGAACGCGAUGCUGUCCGGGCUGUGCCGCAACGACCGCGCCGCCGAGGCCGUGCGCCUGUUCAGGCGGAUGGCGGGGGAGGGCGUUGCUGGCGACGCGGUGACGGUCUCAAGCGUGCUGCCCAUGUGCGCGCUGCUGGGGGACUGGGUGCUUGCGCUGGUCAUGCACGUGUACGCGGUGAAGCACGGGCUGGACAAGGAGCUGUUCGUGUGCAAUGCGAUGGUCGAUGUGUAUGGAAAGCUUGGGAUGCUGGAGGAGGCUCGGCGGGUGUUUGAUGGAAUGGAGCGCCGCGAUCUGGUGACGUGGAAUUCGAUCAUCUCAGGGUAUGAGCAGGGUGGGCAGGUUGCCGCUGCGGUCAAGAUGUUUCGUGGUAUGAGGGACAGUGGGGUUUCCCCUGACGUGCUGACGCUUGUGAGCCUGGCGUCUGCUGUCGCACAGUGUGGAGAUGACCGCGGUGGGAAGUCAGUGCACUGUUAUGUGAUGCGGCGGGGGUGGGAUCUGGGUGACAUAAUUGCAGGGAAUGCUGUGGUUGAUAUGUAUGCCAAGCUAUCAAAGAUUGAGGCCGCCCAGAGGAUGUUUGACACCAUGCCAGUUCGAGAUCCUGUGUCUUGGAAUACUUUGAUCACGGGGUAUAUGCAGAAUGGACUUGCAAACGAGGCAAUCGAGGCAUAUGGUCAUAUGCAGAAGCAUGAGGGUCUGAAGCCUAUUCAAGGGACAAUUGUCAGUGUUUUGCCUGCAUACUCACAACUUGGUGCCUUGCAGCAGGGCAUGCGGAUGCAUGCUCUGUCUGUUAAGACUGGAUUCAAUCUGGAUGUUUAUGUUGGAACUUGUAUGGUAGACUUGUAUGCUAAAUGCGGGAAGCUGACGGAUGCAAUGCUUUUCUUUGAAAAAAUGCCUAAAAGGAGUAGGAGUACAGGUCCCUGGAAUGCCAUCAUGGCUGGCCUUGGAGUUCAUGGGCAUGCCGCAGAGGCUCUCAGUGUCUUCUCACGAAUGCAGCAGGAAGGAGUUAAUCCUGAUCAUGUCACAUUUGUUUCUCUGUUGGCUGCCUGUAGUCAUGCUGGCUUAGUUGACCAAGGCCGGAGUUUCUUUGAUAUGAUGCGUAUAACAUACGGCAUUAUCCCCCUUGCAAAACAUUAUGCAUGCAUGGUAGAUAUGCUUGGCAGAGCUGGUCAGCUACAGGAAGCUUUUGAUUUCAUACACAACAUGCCAAUUAAACCUGAUUCUGCUGUUUGGGGAGCUCUUCUGGGUGCUUGCAGGAUUCAUGGAGAUGUUGAAAUGGGCAAAGUGGCUUCGCAAAACCUAUUUGAACUUGAUCCAGAGAAUGUUGGAUAUUAUGUUCUAAUGUCGAACAUGUAUGCAAAGGUUGGGAAAUGGGAUGGAGUUGACGAAGUGAGGUCUUUGGUCAGACACCAAAAUUUGCAGAAAACCCCUGGAUGGAGUUCAAUAGAGGUGAAAAGAUCAGUGAAUGUAUUUUACAGUGGCAACCAGACAGAACCCCACCCUCAACAUGAAGAGAUCCAGGCAGAGCUGCAGAAUCUGUUGGCCAAGAUGAGAAGUAUAGGUUAUGUUCCUGACUACAGUUUUGUCCUACAGGAUGUAGAGGAGGAUGAAAAGCAACACAUCUUGAAUAAUCAUAGUGAGAGAUUAGCUAUUGCCUUUGGCAUCAUAAAUACCCCUUCAAGAACUCCGCUCCAUAUAUACAAGAAUUUGCGCGUGUGUGGGGAUUGCCACAAUGCCACCAAAUAUAUAUCAAAAAUAACUGAGAGAGAGAUCAUAGUCCGGGAUUCAAAUCGGUUCCACCACUUUAAACAUGGCCAUUGUUCUUGUGGGGAUUUUUGGUAAAAUGCAAUACAAUAUUUUUAGUCUACCCAAUUUUGCUUGGGAUAAAA
Messenger RNA from Triticum aestivum (bread wheat), 2330 nucleotides. RefSeq names its product pentatricopeptide repeat-containing protein At4g33990. NCBI's taxonomy places the organism in Eukaryota, Viridiplantae, Streptophyta, Magnoliopsida, Poales, Poaceae. Gene Ontology annotation, molecular function: protein binding; zinc ion binding; RNA binding. The record is from RefSeq and is a predicted model, not a curated record. Gene Ontology annotation, biological process: RNA modification. The transcript has a single exon. Bases 37 to 2283 code for a protein of 748 amino acids.